AUGGCUUACAGCGAUGCCACAGAGAAUCCGGACGUGGCCAGGAACCCCUCGAAGGAUGUGUCGGUCUCUGGGAAGGUCGAUUUAAAAGAGGUGGACCAUUAUCUUGACGGCAAUGGACCAGAGCCGACUGAGCAUGAGCUUGACACCCUCGCUCGCGUUCCCGACAAAAUCCCGUGGAUCUGCUUCACCAUUGCGUUUGUUGAGUUGUGUGAGCGUUUCGCCUAUUAUGGAACGACAAUCGUCUUGACCAAUUUCGUCCAGCAACCACUGCCAGCCGGAUCUACUACUGGAAACGACCCUAGACCCAAUGGCCAGCCGGGAGCUCUCGGCCAGGGACAACGAGCUUCCCAAGGAAUGGUACUUUUCAAUAAAAUGUGGUCCUAUUUUGCGCCCCUCUUCGGUGGCUACCUCGCUGAUUCGAAAUGGGGAAAAAUGAGAACGAUUCAAUACUCUAUUGCUCUUGCCAUGUUUGGACAUGUCAUCCUUAUUAUUUCCGCUCUUCCUCCCGUGGUUAAGCAUCCUAACGGAGCGAUGGGAUGUCUGGCAAUUGGUCUUCUUAUCUUCGGCGCUGGUGUUGGUGGAUUUAAACCUAAUAUCUCCCCGCUUAUGGUCGAGCAACUGAAGUACUCCAAGAUGCGCGUCGUUGAACGGAAAGGCGUGAAGAUUAUUCUGGAUCCCGCUCUCACUACGCAGCGUAUUUUUAUGUAUUUCUAUCUCUGCAUUAACAUCGGCUCUAUCGUUGGCCAAGUCACCAUGGUCUACGCCGAACGCUACGUUGGUUUCUGGCUUUCCUUCACUCUCCCUACUGUGAUGUUCUGCAUCUGCCCCCUCGUCCUUGCAGUGUUUCACAGGAAAUACGUUCACUAUCCACCGACCGAAUCUGUCCUAGGAAACGCCGUCAAACUGAUCAAGUUUGCUUGCAAAGGGAAAGUUUCCUGGAAUCCCAGAAGAACUACCCGUAACCUGGGGUCCCCAACUUUUUGGAACGACGUGAAGCCUUCCAACGUCGCGAACAAGCCCAAGUGGAUGACUUUCGACGAUGCUUGGGUAGAUCAAGUUGCCAGAGGGACCAAAGCUUGUUUGGUGUUUGCCUAUUAUCCACUUUUCUGGCUGGCAUAUAAUCAAAUCGACGGGAAUCUUACUUCCCAGGCUGCAACAUUGGAGCUUCAUGGUGUCCCGAACGAUCUCAUCAACAACCUGAAUCCUCUAGGGAUUGUCAUCAUGAUCCCAAUAUUAGAUUUGCUAGUUUAUCCGUUUUUGCGUUUCAUUAAAAUUCGCUUCUCCCCACUUCGACGAAUGGCAGCCGGUUUCUUUGUUGCCACUUGUGCAAUGAUUUGGGCUGCUGUCGUCCAGCACUACAUCUAUACCAAAGGAGCUUGCGGGAAAUACAUGAACAAAUGUGAUACUCCUGCGCCAAUAAACGUCUGGGUCCAGGCUGGUGCUUAUGUUCUUGUGGGUCUUUCCGAGAUUAUGGCUUCAAUUACUGGCCUUGAAUAUGCGUAUACCAAAGCACCUGCCAACAUGAGAGGAUUGGUUUUCGGUUUCUACCAUUUCACCAGCGCCGUAUCCGCAGCCCUUGGUCAAGCCUUUGUCUCCGUUUCUGAGGAUCCUCUCCUUGUCUGGAACUACACUAUUGUUGCUAUUAUCGCCUUCUGCGGUGGUCUCGUAUUCUGGUUCACAUUCAGGAACCUCGACAAGAAGGAAGAACAAAUGAACUUGAUCCGGGAGUCUGAAUACCGCGGACGAGUAAAAGCGGCCGCCAAUGAGAAGGUCCUCGAUGACUAA
Molecule: messenger RNA, 1785 nt
Organism: Histoplasma mississippiense
Lineage: Eukaryota; Fungi; Ascomycota; Eurotiomycetes; Onygenales; Ajellomycetaceae
Exons: 10
Coding region: 1-1785 (594 amino acids)
Biological process (GO): oligopeptide transport; transmembrane transport
Cellular component (GO): membrane
Molecular function (GO): dipeptide transmembrane transporter activity
Source: RefSeq, a predicted model, not a curated record